UUCCCGGUUAUGGGCAGUGUUUCAGCCAGGCCUGAAAGGGCAAUAGAAGAACUUGUGGAAGGCCAAGAGUAUGCCAACCAGCUUCAGAUUCUUUUCCGCAACCCCUCAUCCUCUCAAGGAACUGCCCAUCUCUCAUCGGCACUUAUCGACAAGAUCUUGAGAUCUUUCGACCAAGCACUUGCUGUGCUGAGUUCUGUUGAAUCUGCUGAGGUUUCUCUGUCCCAUACAGCUUCUAAUGAAGAUUCUUCUAUCAACAGCAGCAGCAGACCACCUGCCACUAAGGGCAAGAGAGGAUGUUACAAGAGAAAGAGGAGUGCAGAUGCAUGGACGGUUGUUUCUGCUACAAUGGAAGAUGGUCAUGCUUGGAGGAAAUAUGGACAAAAAGAGAUCCUCAGUUCUAAACACCCAAGGAGUUACUUCAGAUGCACUCGCAAGUACGAUCAAGGCUGUGGAGCUAUCAAACAAGUCCAAAGAAUGGAAGACGGUUCCCAAAUGUAUCGGACCACUUACAUCGGUACCCACACCUGCACCAACCACGCAUUCAAUGCUCCUCCCCUAAUCAUCACAAAUUCUGAAAGUUGGGAAACUGGCACCGUCGAUAACGGUGACUCGGAAAUUCUGAUCAAACACCACGAUCAGCGAUCUGAUCCGACUCCGAAGAGUGUAGCAAUAAGGCAGGAAACAAAGGAAGAGACGUCGACUGAUGUUACGGAGUUGGAUUGUAUGAUGUGGAAGGAUUUGAUGGGUGAUGGGUUUGAGUACUGCUCGGAGCCUGGUGAGAUGGUGUGUAACGUGUAUCCAGCAUGCGCAGAAAUGAGUUGUCCAAAUUUCGAAUUGGAAUUUGGGAUUAAGCCUAUGAAGUUUGAGAAUGACUUUGAAUUUGAUGAUAGUGAUGAGUGUGAACUGUAAAUGACUUUCUUAUUCCAUGUAAUAUGAUGAUGUGUAAUUACA
Messenger RNA from Hibiscus syriacus, 951 nucleotides. RefSeq names its product WRKY DNA-binding transcription factor 70-like. The record is from RefSeq and is a predicted model, not a curated record. Bases 10 to 909 code for a protein of 299 amino acids. The transcript has 3 exons. Gene Ontology annotation, biological process: regulation of DNA-templated transcription. NCBI's taxonomy places the organism in Eukaryota, Viridiplantae, Streptophyta, Magnoliopsida, Malvales, Malvaceae. Gene Ontology annotation, molecular function: sequence-specific DNA binding; DNA-binding transcription factor activity.